Molecule: messenger RNA, 1704 nt
Organism: Helianthus annuus (common sunflower)
Lineage: Eukaryota; Viridiplantae; Streptophyta; Magnoliopsida; Asterales; Asteraceae
Exons: 1
Coding region: 1-1704 (567 amino acids)
Source: RefSeq, a predicted model, not a curated record
AUGGGUAUUCUUACAGUAGCUGAGUGUCGAGAGCGUUUUGAGGCAUUUGCUCAGUCUCAAUCCCAAGCACGAUCCGAUCAGAGGUACCAAAGUGGUAAUUCACAUACCACUACUAGUGCACCCGCCCAUGGGGUGAACCAUGUCACCAUGGACCCUAGUUUAGCCUCUAUUUUGGAAAACAUCACUCGAGAGCUUAAGGAGAUUAGAGCUAAGGUUGAUAAGUGUGAGUUUUGUCGAGGUGGUCACGACACGAGUGCAUGUCCUUUACUAGUUGGUGAGGAGCAAUGUGAUUAUUUAGGAGGAGGGUUUGGUAGAGGUCAGACUAGCGGUUUUGGUAACAAUAAUCUUGGCUCGGGUUGGCGAAAUAAUAAUAAUAAUUUUAAUAAUAAUAACAAUUUUCGCUCAAAUGGACCUCCUGGUUUUCAAAUAGCUCAAAAUCCAAAUAGAGGUCUAGGUUCGCUUUUCAGUGGGGGCUUAAAUGGGCAAGUCAAGGAUGGGGGGGGGUCAAAUAAUCAGGUUCAAACAGGUCAAGGUUCAAGUUUCGAUUUAGGGGGUAGCAUGGAAAUAAUGGAGUCCAUGAUGAGUCAACUAAUUGUUAUGGAUCAAAAUACCCAAAAGAAACUUAGUGAACAUGAUCUUAUGCUUAAGAAUCACCAAGCUGCGGUCCAAGACCUUUCUAGGGUUGUAAGUGAUAUGUCUAGGAAGUUAGAUGAAAGAUUACCCGGUCAGUUUGCAGCCAACACCCAACCUAACCCGAACGCUCAUGUAAAAGCCAUUACCACUCGUAGUGGCAGAACCGUAGGGAACCCGAGCAUAGAAGAGAGAGAGGUCGAUGAGGAUGGAGACAUUAUAGAUGAAGUGAUAGAGAUGGAGGCUCCCGGCAAAGUGCAAAAGAGGUUAAGCCCAGCAAGUACCGCACAGCCCGGUGAGUCUCAAAGUGAGAAGAAAGUUGAGAAAACGCCCAUAGACGUUAGUCCUUCACCCUAUGUGAAUCAUGCGUAUGUUCCGUUUCCCUCACGUCUUAAGAAUCAAAAAUACUCGAGGGAAUACGGGCAGUUCUUAGAUAUCUUCAAGCAAUUGAAGAUUAAUCUCCCGUUUAUAGAGGCACUCCAGUCCAUGCCAAAAUAUGCAAAAUUCUUGAAGGACCUUCUUAAGAACAAAGAGAAAUUAGGUGAGUUGUCUAAUGUCCCAUUGCAUGGAGGGUGUUCGGCCAUCGUUUCAAAUAAGUUACCCGAAAAGCUUACCGAUCCCGGUGUGUUCACUAUUCCUUGUCUAUUCGGUAGUCACACGAACACUAGAGCCUUAGCCGACCUAGGUGCUAGCAUUAAUUUGAUGCCCUUUUCUCUCUAUGAGAAGCUAGACUUAGGCGAGCUUUCACCUACUCGAAUGACAUUGUCCUUAGCUGAUAGGUCCGUGAAACACCCGAGGGGAAUAGUGGAGAAUUUGCUUGUUAAGGUGGACAAGUUUGUUUUUCCGGCCGAUUUCGUUAUUCUAGACAUGGAAGCCGAUGAAAACAUACCGUUAAUUUUAGGUCGCCCAUUCUUAAAUACCGCUAAAGCUCUAAUAGAUGUCUCUUUAGGCACCAUCACACUUAGAGCGGGCGAGGAAUCAAUAGUUUUUGAGGUUAUGAGUUCGAAAGGGCAUACUGACAGAGUGCGUUCGGUUUCGUUAGUGGGGGAGUGUGAGAAAGAUGAGAGAGAUUAG